GGACGUUCAUGUUCCUUAAUCCCUAUAAUAGUUCGAACAUACUCCAAUUGAGAACUCAAACCACAAACCAAGAUGAGUCCCUUAACCAAAUCUCUUUCUAUUUCUCUCCUAGCCUUAUUUCUCUCUCUCAUCCCAUUGCUUCAAAUCAAAGCCCUUGCCCUUGACACAACAUCAUCCCGUAGUCUUGUUAACACCAUUAAUGUGGCUAGCAACGAGACUGAUUUCCAUGCAUUAUUGGCCUUCAAGUCCAAUAUUUUCCCAGAAUAUCAACAGGCCUUGAGCUCAUGGAAUGAGUCUCUACAUUUCUGUCACUGGGAAGGUGUCAAAUGCGGAAGUCGACACGAACGAGUCACCGUUAUAGACCUCACGUCCAGAGGUUUAACGGGUUCUUUGUCUCCCUACAUCGGAAACCUUAGUUUUCUCCGAGAGCUUAGCCUCUCUGACAACAAUUUUAUUGGUGAAGUUCCAAUUGAAUUGGGUAAUCUUUUCAGGUUACAGAUACUGAAUUUGAGCUUGAAUGGUUUGGAAGGUACAAUUCAAACGAGCCUAUCUCAUUGCUCAAAUCUCAUGUUCCUAAAUGUAGGCGGAAACAAGCUAGUUGGAGAGUUUCCAAAAGAACUGCCUUAUUCAAUGCCGAAACUCGUAUCACUCUACGUUGAGGAAAACAAUUUGACAGGCGGAAUUCAUCCAUUGAUUGGGAAUCUUACUUCUCUGAUAAAGUUUAGUGCUGCUGCAAAUCCGUUAGGAGGAAGUAUUCCAAAUGCCUUGGGUCAAUUGAAAAGUUUAAGAGAACUUUGGUUGGGUGCCACUCAAAUUUCAGGUACCAUCCCUCCUUCCUUAUACAAUCUAUCGUCACUAGUUAGAUUGUCAGUGCCUUAUAAUCGACUUUCGGGUAGUCUUCCGCCAACAUUCGGUUUCAUGUUCCCCCGCCUUAAGGCCCUUCAGCUAUUCGCCAACUAUUUUAACGGUCCCCUACCUCUUUCAAUAUCCAACUGUUCACAGUUGGUACUACUCGAAUUGAAUACAAACAAUUUCACUGGAAAAGUAAGAAAUGAUUUCGGAAGCCUACGAAACCUCCGUUGGAUGAUUCUAUCUGAUAACAAUUUUUUAACUAAGGGCUCCAAUGGACUAUCCUUUCUUAAUUCUUUGAUCAAUUGUAGCAAUUUAGAAUGGUUGGGGGUGGAUAAUAACGAAUUUGGAGGUUUAUUACCGGAUUCUGUGGGUAAUCUAUCAGUCUCUCUUUCUCAGUUGGGACUAGGUGGUAAUCAAUUGUAUGGAUCUAUUCCAUCAACAAUAGGAAAACUUGUGAAUCUGGAAGUCUUGUAUUUGGAAAAUAACCUAUUCACUGGUUCAAUUCCCAGUAGCAUAGGUUAUCUUCAUAAGUUGCAAUUGUUGGUAUUUUCAAACAAUACAAUCUCAGGUGAAAUUCCAGAGUCUAUUGGAAACUUGUCAAUGAUAAUCAAACUUUACUUGGAGAAAAACAGACUCGAAGGAGCCAUACCCUCGAGUCUGGGAGACUGUCGAAAUUUGUUAGAGUUAACACUUGAUGAAAAUAACCUUAAUGGGACCAUUCCAAGACAACUUUUGAUGGUCUCUUCUCUAUCAAUUGCUUUGGAUCUUUCCCGCAACCGUUUGUCUGGAUCCCUGCCACCAGAGAUUGGGUACCUCAAAAGUUUAGCAAAAAUCGAUAUCUCUGAGAAUGUUAUGUCUGGUGAAAUUCCUGCGACUCUUGGAAGCUGUAGUAGCCUUGAAUACUUGUAUUUGCAGCAAAAUUCAUUUCAAGGAUCUAUUCCUUCAUCAAUGGAAUCCUUGAGAGGUAUUCAAAAUUUGGACCUUUCUCACAACAACCUAUCAGGUCAAAUUCCGGGAUUCUUAGGGACUUUUUCCUUGAAGAAUCUCAAUUUGUCCUUCAACAAUUUUGAAGGAGAGUUACCAAUGAGAGGGGUCUUUACAAAUGCAAGUGCAAUAUCUGUUGCUGGAAAUUAUAGGCUUUGUGGUGGCAUUCCUGAACUACAACUAGCUCGAUGCACCAUGAAAAAAUCGAGAAACAAGACAUCACUUUCGCACACCUUAGCAAUCACAAUAGCUUCGGUAGUCGUUGGAGUAACCGCAGUAUCAUCUUUCAUAUGUAUGUUCAAGAAGAAAACAAACACCAAACCUGUUGGUUCAUUGUCGAAAGAUCCAUUCUUGAAAGUCUCUUAUGGAGAACUUCUCAAAGCAACUGAAGGUUUCUCUUCGACAAAUCUGCUUGGUUUUGGUAGUUUCGGCCAUGUGUAUAAAGGUGUUAUUGAACAAAAUGGGGAGUUAAUUGUUGCGGUCAAAGUACUUGACCUCCAAACUCGUGGCGCUACCAAGAGUUUCAUGACAGAGUGCGAAGCCUUAAGGAAUAUUCGACACCGAAACCUCGUUUCGAUCAUAACUUCUUGUUCUAGUGUGGAUUUUCAAGGGAACGAGUUUAAAGCUCUAGUUUAUGAGUUCAUGCCGAAUGGAAGUCUAGAUAAUUGGUUGCAUUCAAUUCCAAACGCAAAUAAUGGCCAACGUGAGUUUGUGGGUCUCAAUCUUCAACAAAGAAUAGACAUUGCCCUUGAUGUGGCUUGUGCACUCGAUUAUCUUCACCAACAAUGCGAAAGGCCAAUUAUUCACUGCGAUUUGAAGCCGAGUAAUAUCCUUCUUGACGGUAACAUGGUUGCCCGUGUCGGAGAUUUUGGUCUGGCUAGAUUUCGUGCGGAGCUCAACACUCCAAGUACAAGUAGUUCUACUGCAAUAAGGGGAACCAUUGGAUAUGCAGCUCCAGAGUAUGGUCUUGGAAGCGAGAUGUCAACUAGUGGAGAUGUUUAUAGUUAUGGAAUCUUGUUGUUGGAGAUGGUUACAGGGAAGAGACCUACUGACGAAAUAUUUGUAGUAGACCUUAAUCUUCAUAACUUUGCAAAGAUUGCUUUCCCACAUCGUGUGAUGGAGAUUGUAGACCCCAUGCUCUUAACUGAGGAGAGACAUGGCAGCAAAAUGGUUGAAUGUUUAAUCCACAUUGUAAAAAUAGGGCUUGCAUGUUCUAUAGAGUCCCCACAAGAUCGAAUGAGCAUAAAUUCUGUACUCCAAGAGCUUCAUCUAGUCAAGAACAAUAUGUUGAAGGGCGACAUGGAUAGCUAGACAUGCAAUGUUGAUAACUCGGGGCAUCCGAGCCAACACAAGCAUAUCUCAAUUAGUGCUGGGAGAACAAUCCACCUUCCAUUAGACAAUGUUGGAGCAAGCAAAAUUCCAAUCACUUUGACAAUGUUGGAGCAAGCAAAAACAGGGGUGGGGAAUCAGACUUCAUAUAUUUUG
Molecule: messenger RNA, 3321 nt
Organism: Rhododendron vialii
Lineage: Eukaryota; Viridiplantae; Streptophyta; Magnoliopsida; Ericales; Ericaceae
Product: probable LRR receptor-like serine/threonine-protein kinase At3g47570
Exons: 3
Coding region: 73-3147 (1024 amino acids)
Biological process (GO): protein phosphorylation
Molecular function (GO): protein kinase activity; receptor serine/threonine kinase binding; ATP binding
Source: RefSeq, a predicted model, not a curated record